Messenger RNA from Penicillium canariense, 2316 nucleotides. RefSeq lists its product as uncharacterized. The record is from RefSeq and is a predicted model, not a curated record. Gene Ontology annotation, molecular function: ATP hydrolysis activity; ATP binding. The coding region runs from base 1 to 2316 and encodes 771 amino acids. NCBI's taxonomy places the organism in Eukaryota, Fungi, Ascomycota, Eurotiomycetes, Eurotiales, Aspergillaceae. The transcript has 3 exons.
AUGGCAGUCGCUCAUGAACAUCAGAACAACGAAGAGGAAGCAUUGAGGUCCUGGAGAUCCGCCCUCGAGACAAUUUACCAUCAUAAUGCCCGUCGCGUGCCGUCGAACUAUACCCCAAAGUCGGAAACCGAGAGGGCCUUGCAGGAUUCCAUUCGUGCGCUAGAGGUCCAAUGCAGCGAUCGAGUCAACCUACUAGAGGCCCUGCGCGAGAGCAGGAAGGAGUCUGCCGAGGCAAAUGGCAACAGCAAAGAGCCCACGACACUGAUCAAGGGCAAGUUUGCCGCCAACUUGCGCCGCUCGUCGUCGUCCAAUAGUCACCCCGGCUGGAUUGGAGACGGUACUAUCCCCGCCUUCGGCUACACCGACCUUUCCAAACCGGCUGCCAUACCAGGCCGCCCGGCCGCUCCGCCGAUGGCGAAGCAGAAUCCCGAGUCGCUGUCGCUCCUUGAUGAUGCUCAUGUACUGGACUCGCCUACGCUGCGAGUCAACUCGAAUUCCUCGGAGAAGACCAAGUCUCGCGGGUCUAGUCCGGAGCGGCGCAAAACUAUGUUGACGACGCUGCGCAGCACGGAUGGAAAGAAGAACGGCAAGAAGUCCAAGAUCAGCACCAAGAAGAAGGAGAAGGAGUCGCGGCCGGCCGCCUCCACAGCAGCAGGCAUGGCAUGGGGGAGUAUCUAUCGGGCUCCCUCAAGCGAGAAGACCUUGACUAAUGGGACGCUGGCCCCAUCUCGCCAGAUGGCAGCCGGCGACCGUAGCGUUCGCCGUGAGCCAGAGCCAAGGUCUAGUUCUGGGGAUGAACCUUCGUCGGCGAGGAGUCGUCCGCGAAGAGAUUCUCCAGCGGAUCGGAUUUCACCCGCAGAUUGGCGAGAGCCUCAUCCAUCAUUACCGAGUAGACCUUCUCCCAGGACUUCUGCUCAGCCAUCUCCACGAAAGCUUCAACCUCCCUCUGAAAGCUACCGGCCUCUUCCUUCAGGCUCGGUGGUCCAGCCGGAUCCAAAGGACUUUACACCCACACCUACCCCUUCGCCUGUUUCCAAACCAUCUGUAAAGCCUAAGCCUGUUGGGCUGAGGUCUUCACUUCAACCCCCAUCUCAAGUACCACAAGCUACCAGAUCAGAAGGCAGCCUCCGAGCAACAUCGCCCCGGCAGGAUCGGGACGGGGAUGUUUCGGGUAGCAAGCCGCGGACAAAUUUCAGCGGCGAAUACGAACGGCAGCAACGCUUUGCGACGCAAGCCACCCCCGGUCAAGCGGCGCGAGACCCCCCGUCAAGUGACCAGGAGUCUUGGGAGCAGCGAUCAUCGGAAGGUGAAGCUGCGGAUGAGGAUGAUGAGGACGAUAACAACGAUCUCACCAAGAUCUUGAGCAAGCUUCCCAAAGGUGUGGACCUCCAGUCAGCACGACAGAUUUUAAACGACAUCGUCGUGCGCGGCGACGAAGUACACUGGGAUGAUAUCGCCGGACUAGACGGAGCCAAGAAAGCCCUGAAGGAAGCUGUGGUAUACCCAUUCCUCCGCCCCGACCUAUUCUCAGGUCUCCGCGAGCCAGCGCGCGGCAUGCUCCUCUUCGGUCCCCCAGGCACAGGCAAAACCAUGCUCGCCCGUGGCGUAGCCACAGAGUCUAAAUCAACCUUCUUCUCCGUCUCUUCGUCCAGCCUCACAUCCAAAUGGCACGGCGAAAGCGAAAAGCUCGUGCGCGCUCUAUUCGGGCUCGCCAAGGUGCUCGCGCCAUCCAUCAUCUUCGUCGACGAGAUCGACUCCCUGCUCUCCGCACGGUCCUCCGGCUCCGAGAACGAGGCAUCUCGCCGGUCGAAGACAGAGUUCUUGAUCCAGUGGUCUGAUCUUCAGCGAGCUGCGGCGGGCCGCGAACAGACCGCCCGCGAUAGAAAGGAAGGUGAUGCGAGUCGUGUUCUUGUCCUGGCGGCUACGAACCUGCCCUGGGAUAUUGACGAGGCGGCGCGGCGCCGCUUCGUGCGGAGGCAGUAUAUCCCCCUGCCAGAGCACCAUGUUCGCGAGCAGCAGUUGCGCAAGCUGCUGAGCCACCAGCACCAUGAGCUGAGCGAUGCGGAUAUCCAGGUUCUGGUCCAUGUAACAGAAGGCUUUUCAGGCUCUGACAUCACAGCUCUCGCCAAAGACGCCGCCAUGGGCCCCCUCCGCAAUCUCGGCGAAGCGCUCCUCCAUACGCCCAUGGACCAGAUCCGACCCAUCAAGUUCCAGGACUUUGAAGCCAGUUUGUACUCUAUCAGACCCAGUGUCUCGCCGGAUGGGCUGCGCAGGUAUGAGGAGUGGGCGAGAGAGUUUGGUGAGCGAGGUGGCUAG